GAGAGGCGGGCGACGGGGAAAAGGAGUUGCUCCUCGCACACGCUCGGUUGCGCGGCGUGUACGUGGGUGCCGUGAGCGUUCCCCCAGGGGGGGAGGCGGAGGGGUGGGGGGCAGUGGGAGUGGGAAGGAAGGAAGGAAGGAAGGAAGAGCGAGUGCGCGCGCCAACAACAAGUGGCUCCCCCGCCACGCGCAACCAACGCUGCCGCAGCAUGUGCGCGCACCCGCACGCACCCCGGACUUUUAGUGUGCGGGUGUAUUUUUGUGACUCGAAAUCGACUUCAAUGAAUGCCGCUGAGCGAGGCAAGAUUUUGCCUCCCCUUUGCUCCAUGGACUCGCUGCUGAUGCUGCGCUCCCCCGGUGGCCGUCUCGGCGAGUCUGGUUCCCGUCGCUAGAUUUCCACCCUAACUUCCCCCCCGCACCCCCCUCCUGGAAUCGCCGGGUAGAGAGGGUCGCAGCCAUGCCGAUGCAUCCGAUCACCUCCACGCUCAUGUACCGGGGGAUGUGCACCAUCCCGGACAUCCUCUCCUACAGCGCCCCGGUCAACCUGCCUGAAGACGAGGUGGAAGAAAUCCGUGAGGCGUUCAAGGUGUUCGACCGCGACGGCAACGGCUUCAUCUCCAAGCAGGAGCUGGGCAUGGCCAUGCGCUCCCUCGGCUACAUGCCCAACGAGGUGGAGCUGGAGGUCAUCAUUCAGCGCCUCGACAUGGAUGGCGACGGCCAGGUGGACUUUGAGGAGUUUGUCACGCUUCUCGGCCCCAAGUUGACGGCGGCCGCCGUACCCGACAAGUUCAACGGAACCGACUUUGACUCGGUUUUCUGGAAGUGUGACAUGCAAAAACUGACCGUGGAGGAACUGAAGCGUCUGCUGUAUGACACUUUCUGCGACCACCUGUCCAUGAAGGACAUCGAGAACAUCAUCAUGACCGAGGAGAACCAUAUCGAGAACCCCGAAGACUGCCAGGUGGAUAUCGACAGUUCCAGCCCGACGCAGCAGGUCAAGCAGACGUGCGUGCGCAAGAGCCUGAUCUGCGCCUUCGCCAUCGCCUUCAUCAUCAGCGUCAUGCUAAUCGCCGCCAAUCAGGUGCUGCGCAGCGGCAUGAAAUAGUCGACAAACUGCAAGACUCAACGGACAACGCCGACGUUUCUCUAAGGAGCUGGUGUGAAAACUGAACAACAUAUCGCUCCAACUCGUUGUCAUUGUGCGAGUCGUGACGUGUGUGUGUGUGUGUGUGUGUGUGAGAGUGUAAUACAAUACAGUGAACCCCCGUUAAUUGCAGGGAUUUGUUCCCAACCCACGCAAAAAGCUGAACAUCCACAAUAUAAAAAGUAUGUUUGGAAAAAAAAGACAAAAAAAAAACGCAUUUCAAUUUUAGCUUAAUGCUAAUAUUUUAGAGGAAAUGCUAUAGAGAGGCUAACGUAAUUAGCAUUGAUGACAUGGUAAUUGAGAUUUGUCCGCUUUUAAACAGGGGAGAACAACCAAUAAAUAACAAUCUGUGGGAACAACCAAUAAAAUAAGUUAAUUACGCUGCAUCUGUUCUCAGUGCUGCCUUGGGGUGUUGUGGCACGUUAGGGUACUACACUUCUGGGUAGCCAACUCCAAAUUGGGACUUGACUGCAACAAAAUUCCGCAAUCUAACGAGGGUUUACUGAACUGCUGAGCCUCCCGAGACUGCGGGGGGGCGCCGUUGGUGGACAAAUAGAGAGCAACACACUGGGAUAACCUCAUCUAUGCAUGAUAUGCAUGGACUUCAGCGACUGUGUUUUUGUACAUCUGUGUUUACGUCAUGAUUACACCAACUGUGUAUUAAUGCUAAACUGUGAGCCAGUGUGCUAGUGUGUGUGUGUGUGUGUGUGUGUGUGUUUGAAAAGGAAGGGCUGCUUUACUUUGGACUUGUCACAAAUUGGGGAAGGUCACGGAAAUGUGUGUGUGUGUGUGUGUUUGUGUGUGUGUGAAUGCAUUGUGAUGAAGCAAUAAACAAAGAUGGCGUGCACAGCAUUCCAACCACUCAUUUCAAAAAGCAUUUCUUUUUUUAAAGAAAAAGUACACAUCAUCUAAAGGAACAUUUUGGCAAUACAAUAGGGUCGGCAAGCCCAAAAAUGUGGCAAUAAAUCACAAACAUGUCUUUGAAAUGGACCCGAUUCAAAUUGGCUAACACGAGCUAACAUGCGCUAUCAACUAAUACUCCUGAACAAACACAACACAUGCCACCAAGCUGACAUAUGCUUAUACAUUGCUAACACGUACGAACAAAUGAUAAAAUGACAAAUGUGCUAAUGAUCACAUUCAGAACGCCACCAUGCUAACAUAUGCUAACACAUGUUAACAUGGGCUAACAUGAGGGCUAAAUGUUCUAGCAUGUGCUACCAUGCACCAAGAUGUAACGUAUGCUAAUAUUACCUUACAUAUACAACAUGCUAUCAUUCAUGACAACGAAAACAUGCUAGGAUGCAAAAAUUUUCACCAAAAAAAUCUAAAAUAUGUGACAAUGUCAAGGCAUUGUCAAGACAUUGUCACACGUAUUAAAAUGUAGUAAUGCGCGACGACUUGAUAACAUGUGUUAACACAUAACAAGUGCCAUCUUCUGCUAAUAUUCCCAAACACGCAAAACACAGGCCACCUAGCUAUCAUUUGCGAACACACGCUAACAUGUGCUAGCAAAUUGCUAGCAAAUUUACACAAACAUGCGCCUAAGUGAGCUCACAUGCGCUAAUAUGGCUGCGCAAAGUGAACAUUUGUGCUAACUAUUGAGAACAUGAGCUAACACUCUAACAAAUGCGAACAAGUCCUAAAAUGCACUAACAUGAGCUAACACAUUCUAACCUGCUAAUGUGCUCGAUAACAAACUUCAAACUUUGGGCAAGUUGUAAAUAAGUAAUGGUCAAGAAUCUCCUAGGUGGAGGUAAUGUCACGAGCUCCAACACACGGUUCCAUUUUGCACUUUACAAGUCGCUGCAGCGCACAACUAAAACAAGUGACCACCAUGAUUGUCCCGCCCAUACUAUGUGAUAAAUUAGUAAUAAAUAGAUUAUUUAUUGCCUUAUUAUUUUCUUGAUACUUGUUGAAAUACAAAAACAAAACAAAAAAAAAAACAAACGUGUUGACGGCGUGUUUUCAUGUUUCCAAGUGGAUGUGACUUUUGCUGUCUUAUUGGCCGUCUGUUGGCGUUUGACUCUGUGUCUGUGGAAUGUGGUGGGGAUUUUUUUUUCCUCCCCAAAAAGAAAACCAAAUAAAACAUGAAACAUCAUGUCACAAAA
Molecule: messenger RNA, 3255 nt
Organism: Hippocampus zosterae (dwarf seahorse)
Lineage: Eukaryota; Metazoa; Chordata; Actinopteri; Syngnathiformes; Syngnathidae
Gene: cabp7a
Product: calcium-binding protein 7
Exons: 5
Coding region: 458-1105 (215 amino acids)
Molecular function (GO): calcium ion binding
Source: RefSeq, a predicted model, not a curated record